AGAAAGAGUUCCAUUUGUCCACAACCUUGAGUUGUUCCUUUGUGUAUUAUCCAGAUUAUUGGUAUAUAUACAAGAUGUGAUAUUAGAUGCGACGUCAUUGCUAAUUCAGCUCUCAAAUUCUACGCCAGUAAACCGCCUAUACAGUAUACCUAUCAUUAUCCCGUGGUCUCAACUCUCGAGAUGGACUUUAAAUUUGUAAUAUUUUUUGUUCAAAUGGUUGCAGUCACUAAAGCACACAUGUUUAGAAUAACAAACAACUGCCCGUUUACUGUAUGGCCUGGCAUACAAGGCAACCCGGGACACGAACAUCUUGAAAAUGGCGGAUUUUCGUUGAGCCCUUACAAGACCCAUUUAGUAAUCUCGUCUCGAAAUUGGACGGGCAGGAUUUGGGGCAGGACCAAAUGCAACAGUAAAGGAAAAUGCGAAACGGGCGAUUGCGGGAACAAGAUUCAAUGCAACGGUAUCAUGGGCGUGCCACCCUUGUCCCUAGCUGAGUUAGAGUUCUCUAAGAUCGACGAAGUGGACUUCUACCAUGUGUCGUUGGUGGACGGCUUCAACUUGCCGAUCAGAAUUAGGCCUGACCCGUUUUCAGCGUCCAUAAUAAACGACACCAACUGUCAGCCGGCCGAUUGUGUGGCCAACUUGAACAGCGGGUGUCCGGCCAAACUGGCUGUCAAGGCGGCCGAUGGCUCCAGCGUUGUGGCGUGCAAGAGCGCCUGUACGCUGUUCAACACGAAGUCUGACUGCUGCCAAGGUGUCUAUACCACUCCAAAGACCUGUAAGAGAAGCUCGUGGCCCAAAAACUAUCCGGCAUACUUCAAGUCAGCCUGUCCGUACGCCUACAGUUAUCCAUUUGACGAAACGUCUAGCACGCAUACGUGUCAAGGCAAUGCGUUAACCAAGUACCACGUUUUAUUUUGCCCUUAAGCCACUUAUUGUGUAGCUAUAUAUAUAUAUAGGUUUAUAUUAGUUUUCGGGUAGAUUUAUUUUCACGUAUUUUUAAUUAAAAAAAUUUAA
Molecule: messenger RNA, 1017 nt
Organism: Acyrthosiphon pisum (pea aphid)
Lineage: Eukaryota; Metazoa; Arthropoda; Insecta; Hemiptera; Aphididae
Product: thaumatin-like protein 1b
Exons: 2
Coding region: 181-927 (248 amino acids)
Source: RefSeq, a predicted model, not a curated record